Messenger RNA from Cyclospora cayetanensis, 1347 nucleotides. Its product is annotated as deubiquitination-protection protein dph1. Gene Ontology annotation, cellular component: cytosol. The transcript is spliced from 7 exons. The record is from RefSeq and is a predicted model, not a curated record. NCBI's taxonomy places the organism in Eukaryota, Apicomplexa, Conoidasida, Eucoccidiorida, Eimeriidae. Bases 1 to 1347 code for a protein of 448 amino acids. Gene Ontology annotation, biological process: ubiquitin-dependent protein catabolic process. Gene Ontology annotation, molecular function: polyubiquitin modification-dependent protein binding.
AUGUCUGACCCCCCUCAAGGGCAGCAGCAAGCAGGGGAGAACCCCAGUGCUCCUGUUACGGCUCAAGAAGCCGCGGCAGUCGCAGUACCACCUGCGGAAGCAGCAGCACCUACUGAGCAUCUACCUGAGGUUUCUUUUAAGGUUUCUGGGGGCACCAAUUUCAGCCUCAACGUGAACCAGAACUGGACUGUACGCGAACUCAAGCAGAAAUGCGAAGAAAAAUGCCAGAUACCGGUUGCAGCUCAAAGGCUAAUUUACAAAGGAAGAAUCCUAAAGGACGAGGACUCCGUCAGUGGGUUGGGUCUGAAGGAUCAUCAUAUCAUGCAUCUGGUUAAAGGCGUCACAGCACCACCAGCGAACCCGCCGCAGCAGCAGCAACAACAGCAGCAAGCAACGCCAGCUGCAGGAACUCCUCCCGCAGCCUCCGCCGGCAUUCCUUCCUCUGGCCCUCCGGGGAUGGACCAGUUUCUUCAGUCCAUGCUUUCAGGUGGCCUGGGUGCGGGCAUGGGGGGCCCCAUGGGGGCAAACCCUAUGGGGGGCCCCAUGGGGGCAAACCCUAUGGGGGGCCCCAUGGGGGCAAGCCCUAUGGGGAUGAUGGGCCCCGAAAUGCUGGAGAUGAUGCAGACUCCCUUCUUCCAGCAGGCUAUCGAGUCGCUAACACAGAACCCCCAGAUGUUCAGGAGCAUUGUCGAAAGCGUUCCAACCCUCCGGCCCAUGCUUCCAAUGAUGCAGGGCAUCCUAGACAAUCCAGAACGCAUGCGCGCGAUGUUCAGUCCGCAAAUGGUUCAGGCUUCUAUGCAGAUACAGCAAGUCUUGCAACAGCAAAUGCGCCAGCAGCAGGGAGCAGCCACUCAAGCCGAAGGAAGCGCUAUGGGAGCUUCAGGCACUCCGCCUGCUGCGGGAAACUCUGGGGGAGCAGUGCCUCCGCCCUUCGGUGUCGGUCCUGCUGGCUUUGGCUCGAUGGUGCAGCAAGCAGAGCAGUUGAUGCGGACUAAUCCUGAGCUUAUGAGCCAGAUGAUGCAGGUUUUCAGCAACAUGCAGGCACCCGGAGCUUCAGGCGCUGCGGGGGCCCCUGGGGCCCCAGGCGCUGCUCCCGGAGCCCCCAACCCUUUCGCGGCGUUUUCGUCUUUCGGAAGUUUGGGAAGCAUGGAAGGCUCUCCAUUCCAAGGCAUGGGGUCUGCGGUUGGCGAUGCGAGGCUCCCCGAGGAGAGGUUUGCAUCUCAGCUGCAGUCUCUGACAGACAUGGGAUUCAUCGAUCGAGAUGCCAACCUUGCUGCCUUGCAAGAAACAAACGGAGAUGUGAAUGAGGCAAUUAGUCGGUUGCUGGAGCGGGGGCUCGGCAAUUGA